This is a messenger RNA of Lagopus muta (rock ptarmigan), 5134 nucleotides long. RefSeq names its product geminin coiled-coil domain containing (gene GMNC). Gene Ontology annotation, biological process: negative regulation of cell cycle; negative regulation of DNA replication. NCBI's taxonomy places the organism in Eukaryota, Metazoa, Chordata, Aves, Galliformes, Phasianidae. Gene Ontology annotation, cellular component: nucleus. The record is from RefSeq and is a predicted model, not a curated record. Bases 1 to 1569 code for a protein of 522 amino acids. The transcript is spliced from 5 exons.
AUGGAAACCACGGUGCAGGGACUCAAAAAGAACUAUCUGAGCAGCGAAAGAAAAGCCAACAACUCCUCUCCACCUGCCCCUCAGGGCCGGACAUUGCCCCCAGGCCGCGUGCAGACGCCAAGAGAGGCCCACGUGGAGGCACGAAGAUCCGCGCCCAAGCAGGACGCUCACAAACACCCCUCGCAGCCACCACUUCCUCCCCCCGCUGUGCUGGCGCCCCCUCUGCCGCGGGGGCGGCACCGCACGGUGCCCAGCGGCGGUAGCGGGGGGCUGCGGAGCGCUGCCAGCCGGGAGGGGGGCGAGCAAGCGGCCGGCUCCCGGAGCGGCACACGGGGCUCCCUGCGCCGGGCACCUGAGCGAACCACAGCUGGCCCGGGGGGGAGCGCCGGGGCAGGGCUGACACCGCCUCCCGCCCCCCCGGUACGCGCAGAGGAUGGGGUCUCAGCCGCCGGCCGCCCCUUCGCUACGACCCUUUGCUUCCGCAGAGCAGCAGCCGGCCGUGCCCGGAGCCGGGCUUCCUCGGGGGCCAGGGCUGCGCUCGCCCCUGGCCCGUCCCCGCCGGGGUUUCCAAGGAGACGUGGGCCGCCGUCUGCGCCGCGGAGCCGCCCGAGCACGGCCAGGGCCGGCGGGAGGCGCGGCCGCCGGGUAAGUGCGCUUUGGCGGGGGGCGAGGGGUCCAGCCCCGGCCGGCCGGAGCGGACUGACCCCGCUGUGCUGUCGCACAGGCCGGCUCUUCGUCCCCGAGCUCGUUGGCCAGGAGGAGGCGUGGCGGGGAGACCAGCUGUCCUCCCAGCUCUACAGGAACAAGCAGCUUCAAGACACUUUGCUUCAGAAGGAAGAGGAACUUGCUAGGUUACAUGAAGAAAAUAAUAACCUCCGACAGUACCUGAAUUCUGCCCUGGUUAAAUGUUUAGAAGAAAAAGCUAAGAAAGUGCUAUCCUGCCACAGCCAAAAAACCUCUACUAUUCUCAAAAACACCAAAAAGAGAUUAAAAGAGGACUACUGCUUUGCUCUUCAAGAAACUCCUCAUGCUUCUAAAGCUAGAAGGAACCUCUUCAAUGAAUUCUCUGCCUGUGAAGGGCAAGCCAGCCCUGCUGUGGACAGCUGGGUCUUGGAGACUUUAGGAUUAAAAGAUGUCAACACCAUUGAUGAAUCUUCAGCUAACUACAGUGCCUUGACUUCGGACCUUGGAAAAGACACAUACUGCCUUAGCCCUGGUGAAGCCAUCGACUAUGACCACAGUGAAGCAGUGGCAGCAGCAUACAGCUGCAGCCACAUGCCUCCAGCUGACAGUACCCAUCCAUACAGUGAGGACUCUUCCUUCCUUUCUCAGUUUCCUUCAGCACCACACACCUCCUCACCGGAGCCAAGCAUUUCCUCCCUUCCAGCCUAUGAGUUGCCAUAUUUGACUAACAAUUUGUCACCUAACAAAACAGAAGUGGCCUUCACAACAUUUCUAAGUCCUCACCGCAAUGUGAGAACACACACCUUCCAACAAGGACAAGCUUUUGUGCGCAGAGAAGAUGAUGGAGGAUGGAGAUUCACCUGGGUGCCUAAACAGGCUGAAUGAGGCACCUGUGUCAAGGGUCAGCCAUGAGGGAUGUAGGAAACAGACACUUCAUCUUGUGAUCAAGACAAGUUCAGCCUUGUCUCUCAGAAAGAAGUCCUUCUGGGCUCUGUUAAAUGCUGCUUUUACACACAUGCUCAUGAUUCCCUCCCAGAUUUUCACAGAUGUGGCUCCAGAUCUCAGUGGGACAUACAUCUGCCCUAGGCCCAAUGUACAGACAGGGCAUACUUCUCUUGUGCCUGUGUUGAGAAGCAUGCUUUUUUCUUGCAUCGUGUUUUUUCUAUCAUCAGUUAUUCCUUGUUAACUGAUGACUGUCAGCCUCGACUACUUUCAGCACUGAUGAUUGCUCCCACGUUCAUCAAGGUGGAAGGGAUUGGAGAAUACACUUUGGGAACAGCAUCUCUCUGACAUUCACAGAUGACAAAAAUGACAUCAAUCUCUGGCUGAGGAUCAGCAGUGUCUGAGUGAUUUGGGUCUCUCAGCUACAUAGAUUGCCUUGGAUUAAGGCAACCCAUACAUUUUUGUUUGUAUGUUACAUUAGCUUGACCUACUCACAGUCACAUAGUGCUGUCGUUUUCUGAGGGCUCUUCAAAAAAAGAUAAGACUUGCUUCUAUUGCCUGGAGGAUACAUAACUGCAAGUGAUUCAUCAAAUUUAGGAGAUUUUCCUCUGCUAUGAUUAAAAGUGUUCUCUCUGUUAUGUUUUGUAUGUAAAAGACCUAUGUAAAGGUCUUUUACCUGCCAGAUGAAAGGAGUUUAAGAAGUUAGAGCCCUGUUUCUCACCAACUUAAGCUACAGAACAAGAACCAGAUUUGGAGAUGCAGUUGGAACAGUGACACAUUGCCACCACCAGCCAAUGCCCUGGCCCAUUGUGUUUGUGGCAGACAUUUUCUCAUCUGUGGUUAAUGCACACUCAGAGCACUUUUUCUGCAAAGGAUGCAUUCCCCUGAGCUGCACCAUCCCACUAGUCUUUUCACCGAUUUUCUUCCCCCCUUCACCAGCUGAAGACUGGAUGCUUUCAUAGAAGGAAGCCACUCCUGGCUUCAAAAGUGCUUUGUACAGCUUCAUUUCGUCUAUUUUGCACUUGUGAAACCAGAGGUUUUGUUUCUAGGGAACAACUUGUUUACUUUUUUGUCCUGAUUUAUGAGAUCGUACAGAGAUUUACCUGAAGUCAACCUCAGCCCUGAGUAAGGUCUGCUUCCUCUUCCCAUUGUAUCUUUCAUGCUUCCUGUAGGAAAUGUUUGCAUUUCUCCUAGCUUGGGGAGGCAGUAUCACAUAGUGGUUAGUGUUUGGAAACUACAACCUUCAGCACCAUCUCUUACCUCUCCAUGUCUUUAUCAGGCAGCAGUGACAGGCAGGCAUAGCUAAGACUAUGACUGCCUUAAGGAUGCUUUAAAAACCUCUGACAAGAAGGUGCUCCAGCACUGUGCAGGACUUUUUUUUUCUAAAUACUACUAAUUAUAUGAAGUCAACUGACAUGAAGUAAGUUCACUGGUCAUGUUUCAUAUUACCUUUGUUUUCUGCUAUAUAGUAUUUUGAUACUUAAGGAUUGGAAAUGAAGGGAGCAGUUUGAUUAUUCUGGCUUUCAGAAUGGCCCCAGUAAGAUCAGGAAGCACUUAGAUAAUUUAAAAAUAACCACAUGAGGGCAUUUCCUUCCAGUGGGCAUAUUUUUUUUUCUAUAGACAACUAGGUAUUUUAUCUUUGAAGGAUAAAACUAUUUCUCGUGCCUUGGAAUUGCAGUAUUUGGGAUUCUCCAUGUAGUGGUUUCCCAAAAGACUUAAAUAACUGUAUUUCUCUGUAGUUACUUUGAAGUCGUAGGGCAGACUCCCACAAUAGCUAAUUUGAAAACAUUGAUUGUAGGCAGUAUUGCACUGAAAUAAAAAUACCACCACCACACAGGGAAUAAAUACAGUGAUUUGUUCUGGGCUUUUGUUGUAGUCAGUAAAAAUGUGGUCAGCUGAUAAAUCUGGUCAGACAAGACCACUGUUUCUAUAGCACUUUUCUGUAUUCAGAUGGAAGCAGAAAAAAAAAAAAAAAAACCUGUCCUACAAACAGCUAAUUUCUUUCUCAAGGCAAUUUUUUUCUGCUGAUCUCCUCUUGCCUUACUUUAUAAGGUAGCACUGAAGAAAACACUUGUCACCAGAGCUUUUAUUGGUGCGUGUGACAGUCUAGAAAUUGCCUGACCUUGACUUGAAUAAGUGAUGAGAAACCCUGUUUUGUGUGGUGAUGUGGAAUUAACAGCAUAUAGCUAAUAGAAGUGUGACCAGAGGAUUACACUCAACAUAGCUGUACAUACCAUGUCCACCAAGCAGCUGUAAAAGUUACGUGAGAGAGUUCUAUAUAUUUUAAUGCUACUGGAUACUACUGCUGUCGUGUUCGAAUGCUAUCAGUGAACAGCAGUAGCAAAUACAUUAUUUGUUUUGUCAGCAAACAUUUAAUCAGGUUUUGUUUUCUCUAAAGAGAGAAAAUACUUCUCCACUUGACAUUUCCUUUCCACAUUUUUCAGAUCACUUCAUGUGAAAACCUCUGCGAAGAGCCAGCACAAAGCUGUCAGAUCUUUGAUACAAUCCCAAGUAGGGUUUCAGUGGAACCAAACAAUUCUUGUACCUGUAGAGCAUUUUGUACAAAGUUGGCCGGUCCUCUUGUCAUAGUAAAUAAUCUGUAGAUAUAGGAACAUAGUUCAGUGAAUUAUGUACCUGAGUGUAUCCUCUUUGUUUGCUGUGAGCUCCUGAGUUUUGCUCAGCGUGAAGGCAUAGAUCUUGUGGUAGGGAUUUCUGUCUGUGCUUGGUUUACUGGAGCUCGUCUGGGCAGAGAGUCCCACAGUGCUGCUCCUUGUUUGCACAUACAAACUCAAAGGCCUGGUUUGGACACCUGGGUGAGAAAAGGUGUCUGUCAUCUGCUCCAUGGGAACAGUACUGCUGAUUGCUAUGGAAGGAGCACACUGGAAACAAAAGACAUACAAGCAAAUAAAGGGUUAUUUUUUCUUUUCCCAUAACAGCAUCAUUUUUUGAGCAGUGCAGACAAGCUGUUCUAGCACCAAUGCACAAUAAGCAAGUUGGCCUCCAGAUGAGUACUGAAAUUCUUUUGCUUUUUUUAUUACUCUAUAAGCAGAAUGGGUUCUAAGUUCUGAUAUCAGCUCUGGUAUACCUGUUUGUUUUUGUGCUUUGAUUUCUACACCACGAACCAGUUCAUAACAGUUUAACAAGAAAACAUUAUUCUUGCUGCUGCAAAUGUGAGAAGUUCCUUCUUGCCUAGGAGCAUCCUCAGGCAUGUAAGUGUCUAGGAUGGGGAAGCCUGACUGGGAGGUUCUUUGGACAGUGGUGAACUUCGUUAUCUGUAAAUAUCCAUUUUGUAUUAACAUAUUGUUUUAUUUUUUUAUUUGAGGUUCAUUUAUUUUCUGAAUGUAACGUGCAGCUGCACCAUUUAAAACGACCCACGUUUUUAAGAAUGUAUGCUAACAGUAACAACUUAAUUUAACACUCCAUGUUUUGAUUUUUGUGAUUGAAAAGCACUGUGAUUAUCUGUAAACAUCAAUUUUACCUGCGUCAUUAAGUUAUGCCUAAUAAAACU